Messenger RNA from Leptinotarsa decemlineata (Colorado potato beetle), 739 nucleotides. Its product is annotated as golgin subfamily A member 7. Gene Ontology annotation, cellular component: palmitoyltransferase complex. The record is from RefSeq and is a predicted model, not a curated record. NCBI's taxonomy places the organism in Eukaryota, Metazoa, Arthropoda, Insecta, Coleoptera, Chrysomelidae. Gene Ontology annotation, biological process: protein targeting to membrane; peptidyl-L-cysteine S-palmitoylation.
UGCUAAAAAUGAGUUAAUAUAGUAUAUAGUAGAAAAUAUAUUUUCCUUCUGGCAAUACCGAGUGCGAAAAUUAUGACAUUGACAACAACAAAAAAUUGUUCAUUCGUUAAUAAAGUUGAAUAAUUUUAGAUGAUCAAUAUUUUGAGUGGUUUCUAGAUAUUUGGUAGGUACAUAAAUCUAACAAAUAAUUUUAACAAAAUAGGUCAAAUAAAGAUGAGUAAUCAUCAUAGUAAUCCUAGAAAUGCAGAAACUGAGCAGAUGACUCAGCCACAGUGUUUGAAGGUAUUUAUUCAAAGAGAUUACAGUGAAGGAACAUUGGUGAAAUUUCAGACUAGAUUUCCACAAGAACUGGAAGGAAGGUUAGAAAGACAAGCAUUUGAAACAACAAUAAACAGACUAAAUGCUUAUUUUGCUGAAGCUGAGAAGGCUACAUGCUCUACAUAUUGUGAAGGAUGCUUGGCCUGCCUGACUGCCUAUUUAAUUUACAUAUGCAAAGAAACACAUUACGAAAAGUGUCUCAAGAAAGUCUCGAAAUUCAUAGCUGAACAAAACGAGAGAGUAUACGAACCUAGAGGAUUGAAGUUGACAGAUCCAAGUACAAGAGGCCUCAGGGUACUAGAAAUAAGCUGUCUUGACCGUCCUCCGAAUGCAUGACUUACAUUGUCUCACUCCACACAGGAGUUUUUCAUGUGAAACUUAAGUGUUUAAUUGUCAAUGACUCUGAGUCUGGACAGAUACU